Messenger RNA from Paramormyrops kingsleyae, 3714 nucleotides. It is a transcript of the gene entpd4, whose product is annotated as ectonucleoside triphosphate diphosphohydrolase 4. Gene Ontology annotation, cellular component: membrane; Golgi apparatus. Lineage: Eukaryota; Metazoa; Chordata; Actinopteri; Osteoglossiformes; Mormyridae. Gene Ontology annotation, biological process: UDP catabolic process; CTP metabolic process. The record is from RefSeq and is a predicted model, not a curated record. Gene Ontology annotation, molecular function: ribonucleoside triphosphate phosphatase activity; UDP phosphatase activity; GDP phosphatase activity.
AUGCGCAGCUCACGGAUUCUGACCUACGCUGUCUGUCUGCCGCGAGACCGCGAAGGUAGGCAGCUGCGGUCUUCGUAGUUGUAUGUAUGAUUUAUCGAUUAAAAUGUCCGUGUGAAAUUUUUCCUUGUCUUGUGGAUGUCUACAUAUAGGGUCCUAAGCCAAAGGCUUAAAAUGAUACCUUUGGAAAUGUAUUCAUUGUGGACCGGACAAGCACAAAGACAUUGAUGGAGACCUCACGAAACCUGUUUCUGCCCCUGGAAUUUGACUGACUGAUCUGUGACGUCAGGCAAUGGGAAGAAUCAGUUUCUCCUGCCUGUUCCCCGCCUCCUGGCACUUCAGCCUGUCUCCAGUGGGCUUCCCCCGGCUCCUUUUGCCCUCACUCAGGCAGUUGCUGUUCCUGGGCCUGUUCAUUGGCAUAAUUGGUUUGAUCUACCUUUUGGUGGUGCUGGGCUGGGGUCAGUACAACUGGAAUGGAGAAGACAAGCCCUUCCACAGGCAUCUCGUCCGCGUAACCGACGUGGACGCCACAGACACAAGCAACCCCAACCUGAACUAUGGCAUCGUCAUCGACUGCGGCAGUAGCGGCUCGCGGGUCUUUGUGUACUGCUGGCCUAGGCACAACGGCAACCCUCACGACCUCCUGGACAUCCGCCAGAUGAGGGACCAGCACAGGAAGCCCGUAGUCAUGAAGAUAAAGCCUGGUAUUUCUGAACUGUCAUCAACACCAGAGAAAGCCAGUGACUACAUCCAUCCCUUACUGAACUUUGCUGCCCAGCAUAUCCCCAAGAGCAAGCACCAGGAGACUCCUCUAUACAUCCUCUGCACCGCAGGCAUGAGGAUGUUACCAGAAAGCCAGCAGGAGGCGCUGCUGGAGGACCUGCGCACUGAUAUACCCGUGCACUUCAACUUCCUCUUCUCAGACUCCCACGUGGAGGUCAUUUCUGGCAAGCAAGAGGGAGUCUAUGCAUGGAUUGGCAUCAACUUUGUCCUUGGAAGAUUUGAUCACGUGGACGACGAGAGGGAGGCAGUGGUUGAGGUGCAGGUCCCCGGUGGCGACCAGCAGGAGGCACUGGUGAGGAAGCGGACAGCCGGCGUGCUGGACAUGGGCGGCGUGUCCACACAGAUAGCGUAUGAAGUGCCCAAAACUGUAAGCUUUGCUUCUCCACAGCAGGAGGAAGUGGCCAAGAACCUCCUGGCGGAGUUCAACCUGGGCUGCGAUGCCCAUCGCACUGAGCACGUCUACCGGGUGUACGUCUCCACCUUCCUGGGCUUUGGGGGGAACGCGGCCCGUCAACGGUAUGAAGAGGACGUCGUCAGCAGAACUCUGCUGCACAACAAGCUUACUGGGCAGCACCUCGGGGAGUCCGCAGAGGUGCCCGUCCUGGACCCCUGCCUCCCCCGGGACCUGCAGGACGAGGUGGGCCCGGCGGGCCGCACAGUGCACCUCCGGGGCACGGGCGACUUUGACCGCUGCCGGCUGCUACUGCAACCCUUCCUCAACCGCACCAACGAGACGCAGUCAUCCCUCAACGGCGUCUACCAGCCUCCCAUAGACUACCGCAACAGCCAGUUCUACGGCUUCUCCGAGUUCUACUACUGCACGGAAGAUGUCCUGCGCAUGGGGGGGGACUACAACGCCACCAAGUACACCCGGGCAGCUGGGGGCUAUUGUGCCACCCAGUGGCGGACCUUGAAGGAGCGCUUUGACCGCAGCCUCUACGCCUCCCACGCUGACCUUCACAGACUGAAGUACCAAUGUUUCAAGUCCGCCUGGAUGUACGAGGUGUUCCACUCCGGCUUCUCCUUCCCCAUGGACUAUGGGAACCUGAAGACGGCCCUGCUGGUUUACGAGAAGGAGGUGCAGUGGACGCUGGGCGCCAUCCUGUACCGAACUCGAUUCCUGCCUUUGAGGGACAUUCAGCAGGAGAGCCUCAAGGGGGCGCACUCUCACUGGCACCAUAGCUUCUCCUUCGUCGUCAACCACUACCUGUUCCUGGCCUGCUUCCUGGUGGUGCUACUGUCUAUCAUGCUGUACCUGCUGCGACUGCGCCGCAUUCACCAUCAUAUGACCCACCGUGGCCCUGCCUCGUCUUCUACUGGCCCCUCCUCCGUUCAGUGGUUGGAAGCGGGUCUGGGUGCUUCGUCCGUCGCUGUUAAUGUUUAGGUUCCAUCACCAUCACCUCCAUCUUUCCCUGGCAGGCCUCAUGUCAGCAGAGCCUCCAUCUUAAUACCUCUUCUCUUUAAAGGGUUGUAAUUAUGAGGCCUUAGUCUCUGAGGCAUCAUGGGAAUUUUGGAUAUGCAAUCUGAGCAGCGGUUGACCUUGUUGGGAAAUGUGAUGAACAAGUAACCUUUCAGAACUCAGCCACCCCUCUGGGUGGCUUUGGGGCAGCACUUAAGUCUGAUGUAAAAUCCCAAUCCCCCUUUCUUCCUUUUGUAAAAGUGAACGUCUGUCUUGAGCAUCUGUGGAGGCGAACACCUGUUGGUGCUGUUGUCCGUGCCGCGGAAGCAUACCGAACAAUCGGCAUAGAUCACAUGACCAUAGGAGCUUUGUCGGUGGAUGGGGGCGUCCAGCCCCUCCGAGUAGACGUAGCCACAGCAUAGAAAUGUUGAACCCAGAAGCUUGAAAAAUAUUGCUGCUAAAUGUUUUUGUAAUGCGAUGUGCACACAAGCAGAGGUCCAUGUGUGCAGGGUUACGGCUGGAGUCUUCUCCUUGUACGGCAGCAGGAAGCCAGUUUGCACAGAGGGUUUUGUGGCAUUUUUGUUUUUCUUUUUGUGCAGUUUUGCACAUUGAAACAAAGAGCAAAUAAGGAUAAUCUGUAUUACUACAGGUGUGUGUCUGUGUGUGUGUGUCUGUGUGUGUGUGUCUGUGUGUGUGUGUGUGUGAGAGAGAGAGAGCGAGAGAGAUCAUUGUUGGAGUCUGUCUCCAAGUUUAAUCUGUCCUCCCAUACUGUACACGUGUGUUGUGUUGGGAGAUCUUUUGGAGAAAUUGAAUCAAAUUCAAAUCAAGAUAUGCUGAAAGCAUUGUGGGUAUACAACCAGUAAGACACAGCCUAUUUAUGUACGCAACAGGAAGACCCGUGAUUGUAGAUGCUGUGAUUAAAUGUCUGUUUUAGAUGUUCACACCUCACUUGCUAAUGAAGAGGGGGUGUCUUGGUGUCCUCAUCGCCUUUUCACUUUUAAUUUUACUGUGUUUUUAUUUUUUAUCUUUAUGAAAGAGCAGCCUGAUUGAGGGCUUCCAGUGCAUUUUAUGGCAUCUGAACCAGGAAGAGUAACUCAAACACCUUAUGAGCUUAAGAGUGUUUAGAGUAUUUUUUUCUUGAAAUAUUUAUUUAGGAGGGUGUCUAAACUUUCUGACAAGUUACGGUCUCAACCAGUGACUGGAUAAGAUACAGUACCAUUCAGCUGAACCUCCUUUGGGAGUUCGGGGGUUGCCCUGCUGCGUUUCCUGUCCGCUGCCACAAAUACUGAUCCCCUUGGCUGGACCCCUUAAAAGUGCUUAAUCCCAGAAAUCACUGAUAACUAUUGCUUUUUUUUCUUUUCUUUUUUAAAGAAGUUGUCAUGAUGCAUACGGAUCUUGAAGCAGGUAAUAUGCAAUAUUUAUGUGUACAGAGAAUGAUUCCUUAUUUGCACGGAGAAAUGUGUCAAUGUAGAGAUUUUUGAGAACUUUGUGGAUGUGAAAUAUUAUAUAAAACAUUCAAUGAUGUCUCUUUUUUC